GGCUGUGGAGGAGUUCCUGAAUGAGGUGCAUCGCAGGGAGCAGCCUCACAGCGCGGGGCUCGUCUCCCGACCCACAGCCGUCAAGUUUCUUAUGGCUCGGAAGUUUGACGUCCGGCGUGCCAUCGACCUCCUCCAAGCAUAUAAGCUACUCUGGGGUAGGCUGCCAAUUCGUGCCUAUGGUGUCUCCAACCUCGCCGCCUCACAUUCAUACACCAGUGUGGGCAGCACUGGGAAAGCACUCCCCUUGCCCCAGGGUCACAACAACAGUGACUGAGGAUUGAACUGCCAACCUUCUAGUUUCUGGACAACCUCCUGAGCCACUGCCACCCACUUCUUGGAAAACACAAGACUCAAAGAGGGGAUCAUCAAUAUCAAUCCUGACGAGGAGCCCCUCCGCUCUGAGCUGCUCAGUGGCAAAUUCACAGUCCUGCCUGGGCGUGACGCAAAUGGUGCCGCGCUGGCGCUCUUCACAGCUCGUCUCCAUCGGCCAGACAUAACAACACACAAAGCAGUGCUCCAGGCCAUCAUCUAUCAGCUGGAUAAAGCCAUAGAGAGUGUUCAAACCCAGAGAGAUGGACUCAUAUUUAUCUAUGACAUGACCAACUCCAGCUAUGGGAAUUUUGACUAUGAUCUCUGUGUCAAGAUCCUCAAUUUGCUCAAGGGGGCGUUUCCUGCUCGUCUAAAAUGCGUCUUCAUUGUGUCGUCGCCUCUUUGGUUCCGAGCACCUUUUGCGGUUCUCCGCCUCUUUGUUCGUGAAAAAUUGAGAGAACGGGUGUGCACAGUGAAGGCUCAAGAGCUGGCCAGUCACAUCCCAGUCUCCUCUCUCCCUGAACACCUUAGUGGGACAUCCCAGUAUAGCCAUGUGGCCUGGAUCCAGUCCUGUGUCAACGCUAACACUGUUGAGGGUGACACACAAGUACAUGAUGCCCAUGACUGCGUGGGAAGCCUUCUGCGCUCUUACAGCCUGGAGUGUGGUGACCCAAGCAUCGGUGCUAAACUGUCACACACCCAUUUAAAUACCCAGCUGGGCUUAGGGCUCGCUGCAGGUAACUCGAAUUGCUACGACGAUAACAAUGCUAACCCUCACAACCACUGCAGUUUGGAGGAGGGCAGGACUCAAGGACAUCCUCAGCAAAGCCUGCAUUCUGCUGCUACCAGGCUACAGGGGAGCCACCAACACUGGAAUGGGUCAGCUGUGAGCGGAACCAACAUGAGUCCUAAUUCUAACAUGAAUGGUCGUGGCCACCAAGCACCCCCCCAGUCAGACACGCCCCCUGACACUCCCCUCUCUCACAAAGGCGGCGAUGAUGCAGCAAGUGGGAAAACAACAGACUCUGAACAUAGACAUCUGAAUGAGGAUAUUAAAGAGGCCGAUGAAGUGGAAGAGGAAGGAGUGCCGCCGUUGCCCCAAAAAUCUUUGCCUCGACCGCCCCACCAGCCCGCCUCACAGUCGCCACCCUUGUCCUCGUCAUGGGGUCCAGAAGAUGAGGAUUGCUGCAUGGAGGAGUCCAUUCACGUGCCGGAACAGGGAGGAAUGACGGUGCGUGAGCUGGUGGAGCACAUAAAGAAGAGUAAGAAGAAAGGGAUCUAUCAGGAAUAUGAAGAGAUUCGCAAGGAGCCACCAGCAGGCACCUUUGACUACUCCAAGAAACUGUCCAAUCAGCUCAAGAACCGCUAUAGCGAUGUUCUCUGUCUGGACCAGUCCAGAGUGCGACUUUGCCAGUUCUGUGAUGACGAGGACGAGACAUCAGAUUACAUCAAUGCCAGUUUCAUGGACGGCUAUAAGAGGAGAAAGGCAUACAUCGCUACUCAGGGUCCUUUGCCCAAAACGUUUGGGGACUUUUGGCGCAUGGUGUGGGAGCAGAUGGUACUUAUCAUUGUAAUGACAACCAGAGUGGUGGAGCGCGGGCGUGUUAAGUGCGGCCAGUAUUGGCCGCUGGAGGAAGGCAGAACAGAGCAGCACGGGUGUUUCCUGGUCAGGAACACCCACAUCCAGGUGUUCCAGGACUUCAAACUCUCCCAUUUGGAACUCUAUAAUACUCAGUCUGGGGAGAGACGAGACGUCUGCCACUACCUCUAUGUCAGCUGGCCAGACUUUGGGGUGCCCAAAAGUGCGUCUGCCAUGUUAGAUUUUCGCGAACAUGUACUUCAGAGGCAGGAGGCCGCCGUCCAGAGCCUGGGUUCCGGUUGGACAGGGUCUCCAGGAGGCCCUCCUGUGGUGGUACACUGCAGUGCUGGCAUCGGCCGGACAGGCACCUUCUGCACACUGGACAUUUGCCUGUCCCGGCUGGAGGACAUUGGCACAGUAGACGUCCGUCAGACUGUCCGGCGCAUGCGGACACAGAGGGCUUUCAGCAUCCAGACCUGGGACCAAUACUAUUUCUGCUACACCGCUGUCAUAGAGUACGCCAUGCGCCGUGGCAAGCUGAGCCCUGUGCAGUGGUCCGACUCGGACAUAGAAACAGACAGCGAGUGAGUGACACGUACGAAUGGAAUAGCCCAACUUAAGCCAUUGUCAUAGGAUGGAGUAGAAAGGGGCCAUCCGAGAGGAGAGAUGCUCCGAUACAUGUUCAUCCCUCACGUGAAAACACACACACACACACACACACACACACACAGAGGGAGAGACAAAGUGCUUUCUGUAAAUGAAAAUACAGGAAGUGGAGAGUGCGAGCUGCGUCUAUGAACAAGUCCUGCCAAUUUCAGGGUAAAACCGCAGGGGAGCUCGGCUGCCUUGCACUUGUCUUGUUGACAAGAAUCUUGUAGCAUUUUUCUAUUGACUUUCACAUGAGGAAUGGCAAACUUGAACCCACCAAAACCCUCAUCCACGUUCCUCUUUAUAUACUUUCCUCCAUUGUCUUUUGAGAGGGAGUGCUUCUGCAUCAGACAUGGUGUCACAGAUCUUCUGGAUUUUAUUUAUUUUAUUUUUUUUGUCAUAUCUUUUUCAUAUUGUGUGUGUAUGUACAAUAGACUUUUCAAAGCCAAAGUCAUCACCUAGAAUGCUUGGAUGUAGUCCUAAGAUAUAGACUGAAACCAUGUAUAUUCUUGUAACAUACAGUUCAUUUAUACAUCAUUGUGCAUAAUAACCUCUUGUGCAAAAAUGCCUUGUUUUAAUAUACUUGUUUUAAAGCUGGACAGGAAAAUAUAUGUUGCGAGCCAGGCUAUAAGAAAAAGAAUUGUAUUAAAAGUGAUCUCAUGCCAAUUCUUGACAUUUUUAUUCUAAUUGGAUAAUUUCAAGUGAUUAGGCCUUAAAUUACAAAGCUGUCAACUGUUCUGUGUAUCUCCUCUUAUUCCGUAACGCUUUUCAGUAUUACUCCCUUGAGGCAUAUUUUGCCUCAAAUAAUUGUGCCUUCAAGUUCUCUUAUUUUGUUUAAUGUCACAGUGCAGCAGAUAUAGUAAUAACAACCAAGCUUGUGCAUGCUGACAAUGGGUCACACAGGACACAGUGCAAACUUUUUGCCUUCAAUGCUGCCACUGAGUGGUUUAUCAUUUGACCUCAGGGUGCAAUUUUUUUUUUUUUAAAGAUGUGUCACAGCACUGUGCAUCUAAAUUAUCAUAAACCUUACAUCUUUAUUUUGUAUUUUUCCACUGUAUUUUUUCAUGGUGUAAUAUUUGUCUUUGUAAAAUAAAUAAGUCAUUGAAUGUUGGUACGAACCAUAACAGAAUCAUGUGAUAAGCUGAACAAAUCAAAUAGGAAUUGGUCUAUAUCUAUAUUUUUGUUGUUCAACAGUGGCAUAUGUUGGAGAGUAUCCCCUAUCAUAGUAUUUUCACAAAUGACUUGUAUAAAUGAUUGCUUGGGAGUACUUUUAGAGAAUUUGUUAAGUCUUACAGUCUGGCCAAGGAAAGAGCUGCUGUGAUGCUUGAUAGUUUGUUUGCAUGGACAGAGCCUUGAAUGUUUUAAAGGGGACUACUAUUUGGUUCAUAUUUGUGUAUUUGUACCUCUCUAAUGCCAAAGCCCCAGGGUCACCUUCAAUGUAUCCUCAGCAUGGACCUACCAGUGCAGCCUCACAUCCACACAUGUAGGAGGAGCACCUCGAGGAUGUUCUAAUAACAAAGGUCAUGCUAUAGAGCUCCAUUUUUCAUUUGUUGUAUGAGAAGCGCAUAAAAACAAGAUCAUUUGUCAUCUGUGUUGUUUUUAAUGUUACCAUGUACUGUAUGUUCUUGUGAUUGAAUGAUGGCCUUUUUACACACUGUAUGCCUGGCUGGCCCAUUAAAGCAAUGCUAUCA
Dunckerocampus dactyliophorus (ringed pipefish) is the source of this 4227-nucleotide messenger RNA. RefSeq names its product protein tyrosine phosphatase non-receptor type 9b (gene ptpn9b). The record is from RefSeq and is a predicted model, not a curated record. The transcript has 13 exons. Gene Ontology annotation, biological process: protein dephosphorylation. NCBI's taxonomy places the organism in Eukaryota, Metazoa, Chordata, Actinopteri, Syngnathiformes, Syngnathidae. The coding region runs from base 596 to 2476 and encodes 626 amino acids. Gene Ontology annotation, molecular function: protein tyrosine phosphatase activity.